GUCCCGAGCGAGCGAGAUAUUGAGCGAUCGCCCAUCGCCAUGUUGAAACAUGCGAUACAUGCUAUGCAUGCAUGCAUGUCUCUCCCACUAGCUGAAUGUCGCACUCGAAUGCGGAAGGAUUGACAAGAAGUGCAGUGAUAGACUUGCCAGCACGCACGCCUGAUCGUCCCACCGCCUGCAACCAUUCGCUCGUGUGUCGAAGUGAACAAGGGACGCUAUCGCUGGUAAUAUGUCGUAUCUACCGCACCAUCAGGGGAUGUACGAGUAUCAGCAGGGCCAUAUGGCCAUGCAGAUGCACAUGGACGACGAUGAUACAGACGACUCGGACGAUGACGAGCCCAUGAACCACGCAGCUUCUCCUGGCAUAUUCUCGACACAUGCUAGCCCUUACGCCUAUGCUUCUCCGGCAGCUGCUCCUUCGCCAGAAGAUGUGAAACCUAGCACCUCUCAACUCGGAGUCAUGUCCCCAUCUGCACCUGCCUACGGGGAACGUCUGCCUUGGAUGACAGACGAUCAGGGGUCGGUACCGCCUUCCGCUGCUCCUUCACCUUACGACCAGAAGCCAAGAAGAGAUGAUUCAGAAGACGACGAAGGCGAAGAUGGCAUGGAUAUCGAGCCUCAGCUUACGGGUACCCGAGCUGGAUCAGAUACCGGAUCCGAGCAGGAGCAAAAGGUCGAACUGACGUUCGAGGAGAAGAUGCAACUGAGGUUCCCGGCCUUCGACAAGAAGAAGCCGUUGAAGUUCACCGAGCUCCAGGCAAUCGAUCCGAUCAGGGAGAGCAAGAAGAGGCGGCUUGAGGAUCACGGCAUCUCCUCCAUCGAAGCGGAACAUCCACAUCCUUCACAAGAAUCCAGCUUCUUGCGUCCUCUACCCGUAGUAGAGUCUCUCAAUCAACGACGAGUCCAUGCUUGGACAGCACCGUUGCUAAGACGGGGAAGAAAGAGGUCGGACGGGCAUACUCCUGCAGGGACGGUCACUCAGAAUAGGAUGCAUCGGCUGAUCAAGCAGUUCGAUCCGGCGUCAUUCCGAGAGCCUUCAUCUGCGGAUCAAGACCUCGUGCGGAAACAGAAAGAUGCUUCGAUGCUCGAGCUCUCGAGUUGGGAGGACCAAAUCGUCUGGGGCGUCGAUAAUCCGCCAGUGGAGAUGGACACGCCUGGUAUUGCUAUUUCCAAGCUGCCGAAAGAGAGCAAGGGAAUUCAGAGCCUGAAUAUGCAGUUGCGAGGGGAUGAAUGGUUGGACCGGAUCGCUCUGAGCGUGCCGCUAGAGGGAUCAGACGAGAACGACCUGGAGGCUGCUUCCGAUGAGCUCGAUGUCCCUGUGGAGACCGUCGCUUCGGAACCAACCCGGGUUGCAAAGGCGCUGGAGAUCAUUCGGGCUCCUCGGGUCGACAACAACGGUCUGGCGCUUGACUUUUACAACUGGUCGAACGAUCACUACUAUCCGCCACAAAAGGCUCAGAAGGUUACGAUCCGUCAAACCGGGCUGAUCGAAAUCAUACACGCUGGACCGGCAGUCAAAUUGCAAUUGCCGUUCUACAAACCGACCCUUACAACGGCCGAGAAGCGGACACGAAAUCGACCGAUGUUACAGUUCCCCACCGGGGUACCUAUACACUUUGACAAGCUCUUGCCAUCGACUAAUAGGACCAAGCAGCAAAGGGAAGCGAUCAAGGCCAUGGAGAGGCAAGGGAAAAAGGUGGAACCCGAGAUCCCUCAGAGCUCGAAAGAUCUGUCGAUGGCGAAUCGAGUGCCUUAUGUGCUGCUGGAAUACUCGGAAGAGACGCCCUUGGCGCUACCCGGCUAUGGCAUGGGCUCGAGCAUGAUCAACUAUUACAAGAAGACCUUUGCCGAUGAUAGCGAUUAUCCUCAGUUCAAGACGGGACAACCGGUCAUUCUACAACCAAAUGAUCCGCAGCCGUACCCUUUGGCAUUCAUCGAUCCGGGCCAAUCCACGCGGUCACUGCAGACGACAUUUAGUAAUGCGCCAAUAUUCGAGCAUCAACCUUCCCCAAGCGAUUACCUCGUGAUAAGACGCACUGUCGAUGGACAAUCCCGCUACUACAUCCGAGAGAUCAACAAUAUUUUCGUCGUGGGACAGACCUUACCGGCCGUCUCGCAGACAAAGCAAUACCUCAUGGACAUGCCAACAUCCCAAGCUGCGAGCCGUCGAGCGACGCGAUGGAUUAGGAUCGUGAUCAAGAAAUUGCUCGCCAAACACGGCAACAUUGUCAAACAAUCCCAAUUGCGUCCGUUCUGGCCCGAAUGGUCUGAUCGAGAUUGGACCCUGUUCUUGAAGACUUUCAUGUUCUCCGAAUCCAAAAAGCACGAAAAAUACUGGAGGCCCAUGAUUGAUGAGAACGGGGUCAACAAGACGGAACUCGAGCUCGAAAAGGUUGACAUGAGCCCCGAAGAGCUCGUUUUGCACGCCGCAAUGGGUCAAGCGGAACAGUGGCUAAUAGACCGAGGGCAUCCAUUGCCUGCCAACGCCAAGGACGAAAAGGUCCUCAUCAAGGACAUGAACGAUAGCCGGGACCUCGUCGGGGACGAACGGGACAGGUAUAUCGAGACGAGGUUGGCUCCGUGGUAUCGAUCGCAGAACUAUGCAUCCGCUGCUCAGACAAGUCUUGCGAGCGGUACGGGGUCGAAUGCGCUGGCCAACGUGUUGCAGCUCAAGGACGAGGGUGAUCCUACCGGUCGAGGCGAAGGUUUCAGUCUGCUCGAGUGUUCGCGAAAGCAGAUGCCCGAGAUGUUCAAGCGUACGAUGCAAAAGAACAAGCGACGAGGAGAAGACGAGACCAAGCAGAACAGCAAGGUGCAUCGGGAUGAACUCGUCAAGGCGUACACGCUUCAGCAGCAAAAGAUCUGGGAGACGCAGAGGCGGUCGCUCACGUCGUCGAUCCCGCCCAAGCCAGACAGACCAGACGACAAGCGGUCUAUCCAACGCCAGAAGAUCGAAAGGCAAGAGGAAGAGAGACAGCGGAGGAUUCGGCAGCGUUACGAGGAAGAGCAGAGGGACUUUCAGAUCGGCUCGGAUCGAAAGCUUCGGAUCACUCGGCAGAGGAAAGACGGGACGUUUGAGCAGGAAGAGAUCACCGACCCGGUCAUCAUCACCGCUUACCUUCAAGCGAAAUUGACCGAAUCGAUCAAGAAGGACGGGUUCAGCGAAGGAGGGUUGUACAACGGUCUCAACAGAUUUGAAGGCAAGGUUGCCAAUCUCAAGAACUUUCGGAUCAAGUUGCUUGAGGAGAACAAGCACGAGCUGCAGAAACUCAAGACGGGCAAGACGGAUGCCCCAGCCAAGCGAACGAUCAAGUGCAAACAGUGCGGCGAGAUUGGUCACAAUUCAAUGUCGGAUAUUUGUCCCAAGAAUCAAGACAAUCCCGAGUUCCUGGCCAAGAAGGAAGCCAGCAAAGCGAGCAAGAGGGGCAAGAGGGUGUAUGUGCCCGAGGGAAAGAAGGAAUUCAAGCAGGAUGACGUGCGCAUGGCCAAGAAGGAUGGGGAGAGUAGUGCAGGAGCGACGGCGCCCCCGAUGGGAGGGACGGCGGGGUUCAAGGUCAAGCUCAGCCUGGGCAAUAAUGUUGGGUCAUGAGGCGUUGUUAUCCUAUCGUUGUAUACAGGACGUUGCGCUCGCUGACACGAUGACUUUGCGGGGAUGUGGAUCGAUCAUUUGAGAACGAUACUGUCAAGCUUUUCGAGGGUGCUAGCUUUGAAAUCUCGGUAACGGUUCUGUAGAAGGGAUACUUUUAUCGACCUGGUUACAGGCGAAACCGAACCACCUAUCGUUUGCUUUAUCAGCGCCCGUUCCGCCGUUCUUUUCCUGCUGUUCGUCUCCCUCGGGCUCGCUGUUACAGCUCAAAGGCUACGAAAGACAGAUCAAGGAAAAAUGGUUCUUGGUAUAGAAGGGGGAUUAUUAUUCGGGACUAAGUUGUCUGCCAGUUUGAGUAAAUUUGACCAUGUACACACUUUGUCAAG
Messenger RNA from Filobasidium floriforme, 3972 nucleotides. RefSeq lists its product as uncharacterized. The transcript is spliced from 14 exons. NCBI's taxonomy places the organism in Eukaryota, Fungi, Basidiomycota, Tremellomycetes, Filobasidiales, Filobasidiaceae. Gene Ontology annotation, molecular function: RNA polymerase II general transcription initiation factor binding; RNA polymerase II general transcription initiation factor activity; TBP-class protein binding. Gene Ontology annotation, biological process: RNA polymerase II preinitiation complex assembly; transcription by RNA polymerase II. The record is from RefSeq and is a predicted model, not a curated record. The coding region runs from base 230 to 3589 and encodes 1119 amino acids. Gene Ontology annotation, cellular component: transcription factor TFIID complex.